Molecule: messenger RNA, 1474 nt
Organism: Sabethes cyaneus
Lineage: Eukaryota; Metazoa; Arthropoda; Insecta; Diptera; Culicidae
Product: pyruvate dehydrogenase E1 component subunit alpha, mitochondrial-like
Exons: 7
Coding region: 251-1435 (394 amino acids)
Biological process (GO): pyruvate decarboxylation to acetyl-CoA
Cellular component (GO): intracellular membrane-bounded organelle
Molecular function (GO): pyruvate dehydrogenase (acetyl-transferring) activity
Source: RefSeq, a predicted model, not a curated record
UUCUCGAGAUGUGCCACAUAGCGACAAACACCAACACAGUCAACAAGAGAAGUGACAUCGCAGGCCUUAGUACAACAUACGCCGGCAUCUUUCAUACCAUUGUCAACAAUAGCAAACAGAACGCAGGACAAACCGCUGCAUGUGAAUGAUGUGAUGGCGGUAUGAGCAGAAUUGUUUAGUGUGUGAUGUUAGUGUACGUUUCUGUUUUUAUUUUUGUUUUUACUUAUAUGCAUACGGAGCUGAAGAUAGCAUGUACCAUAUGUUACAAUUUAUUAGAAGAGGCUUUUAUCUGCUUCUUAGGAAAGAGACGUCAACGAGAAUAGCAAAACAUUAUGCAACCGAAGCAAAAUUCGAAACCAAACCCUUCAAACUUCAUAAUCUGCAGAAAGGUCCAUCAACUAGUACUAUUAUUACUCAAGAGCAAGCAAUCAAAAUGUAUACAUUGAUGCAAACUAUUCGUCGGCUGGAGACAUCCGCUGGUAACUUAUACAAGGAAAAAAUUGUUCGUGGUUUCUGUCAUUUAUACUCAGGACAAGAAGCAUGUGCUGUAGGGAUGAAAGAAGCUAUGCGUCCUCAAGAUAAUAUAAUCUCAGCAUACCGCGUCCAUGGUUGGACUUUUCUGAUGGGAGUUAGUCCUAAAAGCGUAUUAUGCGAACUGACUGGUAAGCAAGGCGGAUGCGCGAGGGGUAAAGGAGGCUCUAUGCAUAUGUAUGCUCCUAACUUUUAUGGAGGAAAUGGUAUAGUCGGCGCACAAGUACCAUUAGGUGCCGGCGUGGCUAUGGCCUGUCAAUACAAAGGAAAUAAUGGAGUUUGCUUAACAUUGUAUGGCGAUGGAGCUUCAAAUCAAGGACAGGUUUUUGAAGCUUAUAAUAUGGCAUACCUUUGGAAAUUGCCAUGCAUUUUUGUCUGUGAGAAUAACGGCUAUGGCAUGGGAACCAGUAGUGACCGAUCAUCGUGUAAUACGAGUUAUUUUCAACGUGGAGAUGUUCUGCCAGGCAUUUGGGUUGACGGUAUGGAUGUUGUAGCAGUUAAACUGGCCACUGAUUUUGCAAUAGAAUAUGUACUUAAGCAUGGCCCAUUGGUUAUGGAAGUAUUUACAUACAGAUACUCUGGUCACUCUAUGUCUGAUCCUGGUACUAGCUAUCGAACACGGGACGAAGUUCAAGAAGUUCGCCAAACUCGGGAUCCAAUUUCAUCGUUUAAAGACAAAAUAAUUACCGCAGGAUUAGUAACUGCGGAUGAUUUGAAGACUAUCGACGGAAAAAUUAAAACUGAAAUUGACGAAGCAACUGCAGCGGCAAAGGCUGAUAGUGAAAUAGGGCUUACAGAAUUAACUACUGAUAUUUACGCAAAGAAUCUGGAAGGCGACUUGAGAGGAACUUCUCCCAGCUCGUGGCUUAAGCAUGCAACUUUGAAACGUGCUAUCAACCUAUGACAUAUUUCUUUUCCUAGGUAAAAUUGUUGGGAUAAAAUA